Dendrobium catenatum is the source of this 2375-nucleotide messenger RNA. Its product is annotated as cell division cycle 20.2, cofactor of APC complex. Lineage: Eukaryota; Viridiplantae; Streptophyta; Magnoliopsida; Asparagales; Orchidaceae. Gene Ontology annotation, cellular component: anaphase-promoting complex. The record is from RefSeq and is a predicted model, not a curated record. Gene Ontology annotation, biological process: positive regulation of anaphase-promoting complex-dependent catabolic process; anaphase-promoting complex-dependent catabolic process; positive regulation of ubiquitin protein ligase activity. Bases 431 to 1807 code for a protein of 458 amino acids. Gene Ontology annotation, molecular function: protein binding; ubiquitin ligase activator activity; anaphase-promoting complex binding. The transcript has 3 exons.
UUUUGAAUUCUUAGAUUUAUUAGGUAAUCUUUCCAAAAAUACAUCUCAAAAAAUAAUUAAAAAAAAAACUUCUAAAAAUAAGCAUAAACCACCCUAUAAAUAGAAGCAGAGUCCCUUCAGAAUUUUAAUUCAUAGUUCUGCCGUUGUGCGCUUUCUUCUACACUCGAAACCCAAGUUCUGUGCUUUCACUGGCUACUGCAAUUCCUUCGAAAUCUUCCAGCAAGCUUACGGAUCAUCUUUGAGAAAUCUGUUUUGGGUUGCGACUCUUUGCGGUUUGUGAACGGUUGACGGAGUUCCAUAACCCUAACUAUAUUCCGCUACCAUCAACAUUUCAGCCUGCAUCUCGACCUUGCUGAAGCUUUCAUCAUUCUUAUUUCUUUUUGUCUUACAGAAUUAAUUUUAUUUAUUUCUUUGGAUUAAUCUUUUUUUGAUGGAUGCCAGAGCAAUAUGUCGCAAUUUAGGUCGUUUCUCUUCCAAAUCUUCCUCUUCGCGGCAAGGUGGUGGCGAUAGAUUUAUUCCGAAUAGAUCCGCAAUGAACCUUGACAUCGCCCACUAUAUGUUAAUGGCCGCUCCAAGAAAGGAGAAGGAGAACAAUUCCGGGAUAUCAUCUUCAGGAAAAGGAAAAGGGGCCUACAGGGAGAUUCUUGACCGCGUUCUUUUGGAGAAUCGAACUCGGAUACUUGAAUUCAAUAGCAAGCCUUCCGCGCCGACUGAAGAGAUAUUCCCAGAAAUUUUCUUUGGUUCUCCUUCCAAUCAUAGAAGGCCUUUGAAGAAUAAGAGGUAUAUUCCUCAAUCUGCUGAGAGGAUACUUGAUGCGCCUAAUUUGGAGGAUGAUUUUUAUUUAAAUCUGCUUGAUUGGGGAAAAAGAAAUAUCCUUGCUAUUGCCCUUGGGAACUCAGUUUACUUGUGGGAUGCUUCUGUCGGAUCAGCUUUUGAAUUGUUGACAUUUGAUGAUCAUGUUGGUCCUGUGAGCAGCGUCUCUUGGGCUCCCGAUGGGAAGAACAUUGCCCUUGGGUUGUCCAAUUCCUUUGUUCAGUUGUGGGACGUUACAUCAAAUCGUCCAUUGAGAACUCUAGAAGGCAUUCAUCAGUCCAGAGUAGGAUCUCUUGCUUGGAAUGGAGGAAUCCUCACAACAGGUGGAAUGGAUGGAAAUAUUGUUAACAAUGACGUGAGAAUUAGAUCCCACGUUGUCCAAAAAUAUAGAGGGCACCAUAUGGAGGUUUGUGGGCUAAAAUGGUCGGGUUCUGGAGAAAAGUUAGCCAGCGGAGGUAAUGACAAUCUUGUUCAUGUGUGGGAUUGCUCCAUGGCUUCCUCUAACACAACUUCAAAUCAAAGCCAGUGGCUCCACCGGUUUGAGGAGCAUACGGGUGCAGUUAAAGCUCUUGCAUGGUGUCCUUUUCAGAGAAACUUGCUUGCCACUGGCGGUGGUGAGAGUGAUGGAUGCCUCAGAUUUUGGAACACAGACAUAGGAAAUUGUCUUAGUUCAGUUGAUACUAGCUCACAGGUUUCUGGACUUAUCUGGAGUAAGAAUGAGCGAGAGUUGUUGAGCUCUCAUGGUCUACCUCACAACAAUUUGGUAUUGUGGAGGUAUCCAUCUAUGGAGAAGUUAGUUGAACUCAAUGGUCAUUUUUCUCGGGUUCUGUGCAUGUGUCAAAGCCCUGAUGGAUGUAGAGUAGCAUCAGCAGCUGGCGAUAAAACAUUGAGGUUAUGGAAAAUUUAUGAAACUUCAACUGUGAAAAAAGCUACAGGUAAGGGACAAAGCACAACACCUUUUGCUAGUUUUAGCGCAUUUACCACUAUUAGGUGAGGACAUUGUUGAAUGAUCCAAACUAGAGGGAGGCCAGUCGCCAUGGGAAAAUUGCACUUUUGGGGAAUUGAUGGUUAAGUCGGAUGCUCAAAUGCUCCAAAAUCAAUAAUGAGAUAGAAAUUCGAGGAAAGUUUUGAGUGCGAAGAUGAAAGAAAGCAUAAUAAAAAGAAAAGCAGGAUAAGGUAUUAUUUGUGCACAAAAACAAGAAAAGGAGGGAUGUAAGAAGACCGGUGCAUCCUAAAGUCAGGAAUUGAUGGUUAAGUCCCAUGCUCAAAUGCUCCAAAAACCAAUAAUGAAAUAGAAAGCCGAGGAAAGUUUUGUGUGGGAAGACGAAAGAAAGAAGAAUAAAAAGAAGAUCGAGCAGAAUAAGGUGAAUUUAUUAUUUGUGCACAAAAACUAGUAAAGGAGAGAUGCAAGAAGACUGGUGCAUCCUAAAGUCAGGUAUUCAUUGGAAUUGGAAAUUAACUAAUGUAUCUUUUUUUUUUUUCCUUUCAUUUUUUAACUCUCUUUUAGUGUAUGAGAUGUAAGAAUUUUAUAAUUGCAAUCAAAAUACAUAAUUGCAUUUUAA